Molecule: messenger RNA, 1395 nt
Organism: Aptenodytes forsteri (emperor penguin)
Lineage: Eukaryota; Metazoa; Chordata; Aves; Sphenisciformes; Spheniscidae
Product: transmembrane protein 132E-like
Exons: 5
Source: RefSeq, a predicted model, not a curated record
AUGCUGGGCAUUGAGUCAGCCCACGCCAAGGGACCAGCCCCCAGCCCCGAGCCUGCCGAGCCCCCUGGCACCGUCAUGCUGCCUGUGAGCUACCGCCUGUCCAAUACCCGCUUGGCUUUCUUCCUCAAGGAGGUGGGAGCUGGCCCAGUGGGCAACGGCAGUGCCCCGCUGCAGCGCGCCGAGCCCUUCGUUGUCUUCCAGACCAAGGAGCUGCCUGUCCUCAACGUCACCCUGGGGCCCUUCAGCACGGGGCUGGUGCUGCCCAAAGAGCAGCUGCAGCCCUCCAGCACCCUGGAGGUCCCUGACCGCCUCACCGUCAACUGGAAGGUGCGCGCCUUCAUCAUCCAGCCCCGGCUGGUGGCCAACCAGCCCGUGGUCCAAGUGCUCUUCUAUGUAGCCGGCCGGGAUUGGGAUGACUUUGACGUCACCGACCGGCUGCCCUGCGUGCGGCUCCAUGCUUUCCGCGAUGCCCGUGAGAUCAAGAGCUCGUGUCGCCUGCGGGGCAGCCUGGCCACGUGCCUGGUGCAGGCAGAGCUGCCCCACGCCUGGUUCGGCCCCCCGGCCGUGCCACUGGGCAGGCGGAAGAGCCCUGAGAGCCUGGAGGUGCCAGGUGAGAGCCAGCAAGCCGAGCUGUACUACACCCUGCAUGCCCCCGAUGGGGCCGGUCAGUGCCUUGGGGAGAUGGCCCCCCGCCGUGGGGCCGGGGGGGCCAGGACUGAGGGUCCCACGCAGCACCCGCUGCUGCGCAUUGGCAGCAUCAGCCUCCUGCAGCCCACCCCUGGGCAGCCCAUGCAGGAGCAUCGGCUGGAUGGCAACGUCUUCAUACGCCUGCCCGACAAGCCCCUCAAGCCGGGCGAGGUGCUAAGCAUCCUCCUCUACCUGAUGUCCAACUCCACGGUGGAGCACUUCACACUCAGGGUGAAGGCCAAGAAAGGCGUCAACCUGCUCAGCACCAAGUCGAGGAGUGGGCAGUGGCUGGUGAGCUCAGAGCUGCUGACGGGCGGCAAGCACUCCACCGCUACCGUCGAUGUGGCCAGGGCGGAUGGUGCCAGGCCCAGGGAUGGGGAUUCCUCCUCCGAGAUCAUGCAGCUGGAUUUUGAGAUGGAGAACUUCACCAGCCAGUCGGUGACACGCCGCAUCAUGUGGCACAUCAACUACCGGGGCCGGAAUCCCCCGCCUGACCUGGAGAAGGUGGUGACGGAGCUGACAGUCAUCCAGAGGGACAUCCGGGCCAUCGUGCCCCUGGCUAUGGACACAGAAAUCAUCAACACGGCCAUCCUGACGGGGCGGACGGUGGCCAUUCCUGUGAAGGUCAUCGCCAUUGAGCUGAGCGGUGUCAUCGUGGAUGUCUCGGCUAUGGUCGAGUGCAAGUCCAACAAUGAAGACAUCAUCAAG